AAUCUCAGAAAAGUGAAAACCAUCAUCCAGUCUAGUGAUGGCAGCCGCAGCACCACCAUCCCCAACAACUCCGGCAGCCACAACACUGCCAGAAACUGCCACACCCUGUCACCCUAUGUUCACCCGCAUCCGCCUUGCCACUCCUUCCGAUGUACCCCACAUCCUCAAAAUGACAUACCAGUUGGCAGUCUUCGAACACUUCACCCACCUCUUCGUCGGCACCGAGUCCUCACUCUCCUCCGCACUCUUCUCUCCCAACGUCCAACCCUUCCACUCAUCCACCGUCUUCAUCCUCGAAGCAUCUCAAAAUCCCUUCACUGAUGACACCCACUUUGACAAUGACCCUUUCUACAAGCCAACAAUGAAGGUUGUGAACUUGGACCUCAUAAUCGAUGACCCAGAAAAGGAAACGUUCAGAAAUCAGCAUGGGAAUGACAUUUUCAUUGUUGGGUUUGUGUUGUUUUUCCCAAACUAUUCCACUUUUAUGGCGAAGGCUGGGUUCUAUGUUGAGGAUUUGUUUGUGAGGGAAUGUUAUAGGAGGAAGGGGUUUGGGAAGAUGCUGCUAUCUGCGGUGGCUAAACAGGCUGUGAAAAUGGGGUAUGGGAGGGUGGAGUGGAUUGUGCUUGAUUGGAAUGUUAAUGCCAUCAAGUUUUAUGAGGGUAUGGGUGCUAAAAUCUUGCAGGAAUGGAGGCUUUGCAGGCUUAUUGGAGAUGAUUUGCAGGCUCAUGGAGGUUCUGAUUAAGAAACAGAAACAGAAAAUUAAGUUGUUUUUUAUUUCCUUUAAUUUUCUAAGUCCAGUUUAUUUCCUGAAACUUCACUAUCGAUUGUAUGUACAUUCCGCGGCGGUUCAAACAGUGGCAGUUUUCCUUUGCGGCGGAAGGUAGCAUCUGUCCUCCCCGCCGAUGACAAUAAUAAGGGAAGCUUCUUUCCUAUGGCUCCUUCUAACCCUGUAGACCCCUCCCGCAGUUGACCAACCGGAACAGUUACCACUGUUGAAUACUUUCUGCAGCGGUUUCUAGGAACCGCUGGAAUUACCACCGCGAAAAAUAAAUGUGGGUUUUUUCACACCUCCAGUCAGCUAACCUUAUUGCAAGCUACCUUAUCUCCAUAACCAAAAGUUUCUAUAGGAUUAGUAUAUUAUAUUAAUGACUCAAAUGGUGUGGGAUCUUCUAAAUGGUGUUAUUCUGAUGGCUGCUGAGUCAGAAAAUUCAAUAGCUAAAGAUACCUUAAGAUAAUACCCAUAAGAGAUUUAUAAUAUGAUCUUAUACCAAUUGAGUACAA
Messenger RNA from Lotus japonicus, 1281 nucleotides. Its product is annotated as GCN5-related N-acetyltransferase 8-like. The record is from RefSeq and is a predicted model, not a curated record. The coding region runs from base 38 to 742 and encodes 234 amino acids. The transcript has a single exon. Gene Ontology annotation, molecular function: N-acetyltransferase activity. NCBI's taxonomy places the organism in Eukaryota, Viridiplantae, Streptophyta, Magnoliopsida, Fabales, Fabaceae.